Molecule: messenger RNA, 1617 nt
Organism: Exophiala xenobiotica
Lineage: Eukaryota; Fungi; Ascomycota; Eurotiomycetes; Chaetothyriales; Herpotrichiellaceae
Exons: 1
Coding region: 1-1617 (538 amino acids)
Biological process (GO): regulation of mRNA processing; spliceosomal complex assembly; protein phosphorylation
Molecular function (GO): ATP binding; protein kinase activity
Source: RefSeq, a predicted model, not a curated record
AUGUCAGAACUCACUCACUCAGAUAUUUCCGAAAUGUGGAAGCCGAGCAAAUACGUACCUACAUGGGACGACUGUGAGGACCUUGAGAUGUACGUCGAAGGCGGCCUUCACCCUGUUCUCAUCGGCGGCAGUUUCUCCAAUGAUCGAUACAAGGUCGUUCACAAACUCGGUUCUGGCGGAAGCGCAACAAUAUGGCUGGCCCGUGACAAUCAAGAAGAGCGUUACAUAGCGCUCAAGAUACUCACCUCAGAUGGCUCCGGCAGAACUCGUGAGCUGCAGAUCCAUCAAUUUCUCGCUCAGCAACAACUCGACUUCGAAUCGGCUCACGUUGCACCACUUCUCGACCACUUCUCCAUCAGCGGUCCCAACGGAACUCAUUUGUGUCUGGUAUUCGAGGUCCUCGGGCCCAGCAUAGCUUCAUUGAGGGGUUACGCUUCAGAGACCAAGAUCGAGCCACACAUCGCUCGCAAGCUCGCACGCCAGGUCGCAGAAGGUGUUGCCCACUUGCAUGCAACGAAGGUUGCUCUUGCCGACUUGAGCGCAAGCAACAUCUUGUUUCGCAUCCAAGACAUCAACGAGUGGAGCGUGGAAGACAUAUACAAUGCAUUCGGGCUCCCACAAGCCGAGAGGGUACAGCUCCACGAACCUUUGGAUUUUGCCGAAAUAGUUAGCCGUCUCGAUGACCCUCCGCGAGAUCUCCCACCGGUAGACGGACGCGCACCAGAAAUGGUGUACCGGCCAAUCGACCUUCUGCAGUCCAAUCUCGCCUUGAUCAAGCCUGAACUCCUCAUGAUCGAUCUGGGAGAGGCAUAUCUUAUCGACAAUCCGCCAAAGUGCUCGGAUGUAGGCACAAACUUCAAUUAUGGAGCGCCGGAGAUUGGGUUUGAUGACUUUCCAACUCCACAGGCAGACAUCUGGGGCCUGUCAUGCUGCUUCUUUGAGAUGAGGUCUGCAAAGAUUCUCUUCCGUGACGAUUCAGCAGGGAUGGCCGGUUUAUUGAUUCAGAUGUCCCGGCUCCUCGGACUAGUCCCUGUGGAGUGGUGGAACGCUCUGGGCGUUGGAGAAGAGUCCGGGGACGAGGAGCCGGCAGAUGGAGACGCAGAAGCCGGUGACGACGAUGUUUCUGCCAAGGUUUCCCAAGAAGAGGCUCACAACAGUGGUCGGGAAGACGAGCUUCUGCAUGCUACAGUAAGCGAAGAACAACAAGGAAGCCAGCUUCAGCCAAGACCUGAUCUUAGACACCGCAUUAGAAAUAUCGGGAAGUUGAACCAGUGGCAUCGAAUGACGCUGAUCGAGCGACGAGCGAAAAUCCUCGAGUGGUUCCCUAAAGACGACGAUGGCGCUGUGGGAAGAAAGAUCGGCAUCCUGACGCGCCCGCCGGCCCGCCUAUUGAGACAAGAGGCUGAAGAUUUGGAGGAUUUGCUCUCGAAGAUGCUUAGAUACCAUCCAACAGAGCGUAUAUCCGUCAGCGACGUACUACGACAUCCAUGGUUUUCGAAGCGAUACCAGGCUAGGGGGUCGAGGUCGAAAGUGGCAACCUCUAGGCCGCAGAAACCGAAAAUGUGGCUGGAGAGAUAUGAGCCUGCCAGAUACUAUGAUGGGUGGUGUGAUGACUGA